AUGAGACCGCGCUUAUUUAGAGACGACGAUGUCGAGCAGAUGACGCCAAAACAAAUCUCAGUAUCUGGCAUAUGGUAUGAAUAUUUAGAGCAGGAGAACGCAUCGAGAGUUUCUCUGCACGGCUAUAAGACAUCGAAAAUAGAUUGUGCGAACGGGGUUAGACGCACCUGUUAUUUGGCUUUGGGCGGGCGCGGUGUCGGAGGCGCGGGGUGGCAGAUUCAUUAA
This is a messenger RNA of Arctia plantaginis, 225 nucleotides long. Lineage: Eukaryota; Metazoa; Arthropoda; Insecta; Lepidoptera; Erebidae. The record is from the annotation of a GenBank genome assembly.